CACUGCAAUCCACAAUGUCCUCCCAACGCCCCUACGUCUUGACCAUCUGCGGAUUCCGCAAGCCGGGCAUGGACGAGGAUGAAUAUCAUCGUUAUCUGAGUGAGCAUCACGCGGACGUGGUGAAGAAUCAUCUAGUGAAAUUCGGCAUCACCACCUACACCUUGACCCACAACACCAGCGAGACAAAGGAGAUGAUGAAACGAAUCUUCGGCAAUCUCCCCGAGGGAAACACCGGCGACUGCGACUGCUAUGCUCAGAUCGUGUUCCGAGACGUCGAGGAUUACGUCCGCGCCCGAAACGAUCCUUACUACAAGGAAGCGAUCUUCCCCGAUCACGCGAACUUUGCCGACCCGAGCAGGACGCUGUUUUUGACGGGCUGGGUGGAGGCCCUUAUCGUUGAUGGGAAGCUGGUUUAGCACACUGAUUGUGUAGUGUGGAGAAGGCAGUGACGCAGCUAUUCGUAC
Messenger RNA from Aspergillus sclerotioniger CBS 115572, 464 nucleotides. RefSeq names its product EthD domain-containing protein. Lineage: Eukaryota; Fungi; Ascomycota; Eurotiomycetes; Eurotiales; Aspergillaceae. Gene Ontology annotation, molecular function: oxidoreductase activity. The record is from RefSeq and is a predicted model, not a curated record. The coding region runs from base 15 to 416 and encodes 133 amino acids. The transcript has 2 exons.